AUGGGAGGCAAUCUCCCACAAAAUCGAAAAGGCAGUAAGUGCGGUUGCAGCAGCAGCAGCAGCAACAGCAACAGCAGCAACAACAGAAAGAGCAGCAGCAGCAGCGACAGCAGCAGCAGCAACAGCAGCAGCAGCAACGAGAGCGGCAAUAGCAGCAAUAGCAGCAGCAAAAACAGCAGGAGUAGCAGCAACAGCAGCAGCAAGACAAAAGGAACCGCGGGUUAUAACAUUGGCGUUCGUUUGGUGGAUGAGUUUUUGUCUAAGACAAAUAUUGGGGCCUGCGAGAGCUUCAGGGAAACAGCUGAAGUCAUUGCGAAGGUUUUAUCGUCGCCUAACGAUGAAAGAAGCUGCACUUUUGUUUUUUCAUCAAAUCCCCUGGCAGACUUUGUUGAAUUGCCUCCUUCUCUGGCUUCUCUUUCUUAUUCAAACCUCAUUUGCGGGGUUAUUAAAGGAGCCCUAGAACAGCUGAUGAAGGAGGAGUUCCAGGACGACGACGAUGCGUAG
Messenger RNA from Eimeria acervulina, 504 nucleotides. Its product is annotated as trafficking protein particle complex subunit 3, putative. Bases 1 to 504 code for a protein of 167 amino acids. Lineage: Eukaryota; Apicomplexa; Conoidasida; Eucoccidiorida; Eimeriidae. The transcript is spliced from 4 exons. Gene Ontology annotation, biological process: intra-Golgi vesicle-mediated transport; endoplasmic reticulum to Golgi vesicle-mediated transport. The record is from RefSeq and is a predicted model, not a curated record. Gene Ontology annotation, cellular component: cis-Golgi network membrane; cytosol; TRAPP complex.